CCUCCCCCAGUCCCCAUGGUUACGGCUCCUGCUUCCCGGCCGUCCCUGGUCCCUGCCCGCCGCGCGGAAGGAAGGCAGGCACCGGCGGCAGGCGCCCCCCGCCCGGGCCCUGGAAGCCGCCCGCUGAGCCGCGGUGAGUGCCUGCUCUUCCUGGCUCUGACGCAUCCUCUGGGUGCAGAGCCAGUCACCACCGUGCCGUGCGCUGGCCACAGCUCCUGGCGGGUGCUGCCCUGCAAUCUGUUGAUAACCGCACUUGCAAGCUCCAGUCUGAUGCCACCGGCGAUGGGAAUCUGCUCCCCAGCGCUGGGGACCCGCCACUCUGCGCCUGCACGUGGGGGCAGGGGGCCAGCACCCCUCCUGCCAUCUCUGCCAAAAUAGAUGGGCGCAGCCUGCAGACCCCUGCCCGCCCUGUUGCGGCCACCCCGGCACCCUGAGGCAGGCUCGUCAGGAAGCUGGACCCGAGGCUGCCAUUUGGGGUUUUGACCUUCUGGAUGGCCAUGGAGGCUGGCGGGGAGAAGGGCGCGACAUAACCCUCUCUGCCACAAGCCAGUCCCCUCCAGUGCUCCUGCCUGGGUGACUCUGCAGGGCUCAUGGAUCUGAAGACCGUACUCUCCCUGCCCCCGGCCCCAGGGGCGUUCCUGCACCCCGUGGUCUACGCCUGCACCGCUGUCAUGCUGCUCUGCCUGCUGGCCUCCGUCCUCACCUACCUCGUGCACCGGAGUGCCAUCCGGAUCAGCCGGAAAGGCCGGCACACGCUCCUCAACUUCUGUUUCCACGCAGCCCUGACCUUCACCGUGUUUGCUGGCGGCAUUAACCGCACCAAGCACCCAAUCCUGUGCCAGGCGGUGGGCAUCCUGCUGCACUACUCCACGCUGUCCACCAUGCUGUGGAUCGGAGUGACCGCCAGGAACAUCUACAAGCAGGUGACCAAGAAGGCCCUGCCGUGCCCAGGCCCAGACCAACCACCGUACCCCAAGCAGCCCCUACUCAGGUUCUACCUCAUCAGCGGAGGCGUCCCCUUCGUCAUCUGUGGGGUCACUGCGGCCACGAACAUCAGGAAUUAUGGGACUGAAGACGAGGGAACGGCCUACUGCUGGAUGGCCUGGGAGCCCAGCCUGGGCGCCUUCUACGGGCCCGCCGCCUUCAUCACCCUGGUCACCUGCGUGUACUUCCUGGGCACCUACGUCCAGCUGCGACGGCACCCGGAGCGCAGGUACGAGCUCAGAGAGCGCACGGAGGAGCAGCAGCGGCUGGCGGGGCCCGAGGGGGGCCACCGCCACGGGGCGCGGCCCUGCACCCCGCCCGCCUGCGGGCCCCUGGCCGCCUCGCAGCUGCAGAACGAGCACUCCUUCAAGGCCCAGCUGCGGGCCGCGGCCUUCACACUGCUCCUGUUCACGGCCACGUGGGCCUUCGGGGCGCUGGCCGUGUCGCAGGGCCAGCUGCUGGACAUGGUCUUCAGCUGUCUGUACGGCGCCUUCUGCGUGACGCUGGGGCUCUUCGUGCUCAUCCACCACUGUGCCAAGCGGGAGGACGUGUGGCGGUGCUGGUGGGCCUGCUGCCCCUCCCGCGGGGACCCCGGCCUCCAGCCCAGCGCACACCCCACGCUCGAUGCCAACGGGGACGUGCUGGGGCACGUGGCCUGCCUGCAGGACUCACCCUGCCCUGGUCAGGCAAGGGGCUUUGGACACCCGGUGCCCGGCCACUGCAAGAUGACCAACCUGCAGGCCGCCCAGGGCCACGUCAGCUGCCUGUCGCCCGCCACCCCCUGCUGCGCCAAGAUGCACUGUGAGCAGCUGAUGGAGGCGGAGGCCCACGGCCACGUGCCCGAGGGAGAGGCCUUCCUGCACCAGCCCCACCUGCACACGUGCCUGGAGGGCAGAACUAAGGCCCACUGCUUCCACCCGGCCGCCCCCGCCCCCGCCCCGCGGGAGUACGCGUACCACAUCCCGUCCAGCCUGGACGGCAGCCCCCACAGCUCCCGCACGGACAGUCCCCCCAGCUCCCUCGAGGGCCCGAUGGGGGUGCACACGCUGGCCUGCUGCACCCCGGGGGACCCCUUCCCCAUGGUCAGCCAGCCCGAGGGCAGUGACUCCAGCCCAGCCCUCUACGGCUGCCCGCCAAGACUGCCUCCAGGCCCUGCCCACCUGGAGAUGCUCCGCAGAACACAGUCCCUGCCCUUCGGAGGCCCCAGCCAGAACGGGCUGCUCAAGGGUGACGUCCAAGAAGGACUGCCGUUUGGCACCGACGGGACCGGCAACAUCCGGACUGGGCCCUGGAAAAACGAGACCACGGUGUAGCUGGAGCCAGAGCACGCUGGCCUCCAGAGCCCCGUCCCCGGAGAAGCUGCGGCACCACAGGGGCCGUCGCCUGAGGGGCUGGGGGUCACAGAGAGACUGGGCCUUUCAGACGUGGCUCAGCCAUCGCCACCAAGACCCUUUGUUGUGAAGACGCCGGUGAGAAGCAUUCGGCUGUGGCCUCCACCAGCCCCAGGUGGACCUGCUGUCCACAUACUGUCACCCACUCUCUAUUUGUAGUGUCCAGUCCCCAGGGCAGCUCAGAAACAGAGCACUGGAUUCUAUCAAAGGAGCUGCCCACACCCCAGGCAGAAGAUGCAGGGUAGUGACCAGGAGGCCUCAGCAGGGCCCCCUUGGACAUUCCCAGGCAUUUGCGAGGGUGCUGAGCUUGCUCCACGGGCCAGGGGACCUGCUCCUCCAGAACACGCUUACACUGGGCAGUGUCUGCAGACCCCUCUGCUGUCCUCGUGUCUGUCAGAGCUGCGGGUGGGGCUCACCCCGUGGAGGCUCACUCCCUGCCCCCACACCAGCCCUGCCCUGGAUGUAGCCACCCGCAGCCCACAGCACCUGGAUGCUGGAUGAGCCCCAUGCCCCGCUCUGGAGCUGUGGGGAGGAGCAGCUCAUGGCUGCCGGCCUUUGUGGGUGGGUCUCGGGGCUGUGCCUCUGCAAGAUGCCCAGACCCUUCUCAGUGGAGACUCGGCUCCCACCGCCAGCCACCGUCAGGCCUGGGUUCUGCCCCUGCGUGGGCACGUCACAAGCAAGUUCCCUUGCACAAAGAAAAGGGGCUAACUGGGGGGCAAGGUCACCAGACAAAAUUCCUUUUUCUCUUUUGCAUUUCCAUGAACAUCUGGGAACAAAACCCCAACUCAAAGGACAGAUGUUGAUGAAAGCAGGUGGCCCGUCCCUGGGCAGAGUCCUCCAGAUGCAGGAGCUCAUGUCCAGGGGCCAUGCCUACAAGAGCCCACAACCCUUCCCCUCCUUCUCCCUCCCAGCCUGUGGCUCAUGUGCACACACGCACACACACAUACAUGCCAGAACAUGUGCACACAGGACAGAGCGCACACGCAUGCACACCGUACAUACCACACACGUACAUGCGUGUAUACACAUACACACGUACUGGAAUACAUGGACACACAUGCACGCAUGCAUGCAGGAUCCUUACUGUACACAUGUGAUGUGUACACGGGCCAGCACAUGCGUACUCCAUGCACACGUGCACAGAGUCAGGUGUCUUCAGCUGCCCGAGCUCGGCUGUCAUUGCAGCUGUGGGGUCAGCAGCAGGCCAGCCAUCCACGUGCCUCACCCUGUGCUCUGCUCUGCCCACCAGGCAGUGGCUGCAGAGGAGCAGAGCCUUCUAACAUGUGUCUCAGAGGAGAGGGCGUGGGUGCGGGCAUGUGCACGCCAUGUGGGAGGCCACGCGAAGGCCCACACUUGGGGUCUGAGUGGAACCUGGGCCUAGCACUCGGAGACCAACAGAGACGCCGCGACUUCCCACAGCACUGUGCCCAACAUGGACUCCUCCGUGCAUAUGGGUCAGCACAGGGCGGUGAGGGCCACCAGGUGGGUCAGUCCCCGUCACUGUGUACCUUCCCACCUGCUUCUGUAGCGACGCGUGGACCCUGACAUGCUGCCAUACGCUGCGGAAGCAAACCGUCCUGACAAAAUACAGUGUUCAGCAUUGUCUGUCCUGGGUGAGGCUGGUCAAUAGCAUCCGUGCGUGUUUCUCGCCCUCCACGGGAAGGAGGGUCCGGGCGGGGUCAGGACCUUGUCCAGGAUGCUCCCCGGGGCCCCUCAAGUCCUUUCUACCCUCUGUGCCCCUGGCAGAACAGAGAGGGCACC
Molecule: messenger RNA, 4136 nt
Organism: Sciurus carolinensis (gray squirrel)
Lineage: Eukaryota; Metazoa; Chordata; Mammalia; Rodentia; Sciuridae
Gene: Adgra1
Product: adhesion G protein-coupled receptor A1
Exons: 7
Coding region: 591-2297 (568 amino acids)
Biological process (GO): G protein-coupled receptor signaling pathway; cell surface receptor signaling pathway
Cellular component (GO): glutamatergic synapse; plasma membrane; postsynaptic density
Molecular function (GO): G protein-coupled receptor activity
Source: RefSeq, a predicted model, not a curated record